CCUCCUCCGCGGCUGCGCAGACGAACCCCACGCGCGGGAGGGUGGGCGGAGCGCCCCCCCCCACAGCGGGGGCUGUGGAGCGCGGGGAGGGGGCCGAGAGGGUGGCAAAGCCGGCGCGCGCCCGGCUGGGGGCGGAGGGAGGGGGUCCGCGGCUCGGAACAGCCGCGGUGACUGGCGGCGGUGGCAGCCGAAGCGGCGACGAGCUUGGGGGUCGCGGCGGCGGCAGCGGCAGCGGCGACGGCGGGCCCGGAGGCGGGCGGGGGAGCCGGGGCGCAAUGGAGCGGGAGAGUGCGCUCCUCUCCCGCAGCCCCAGCGGGAAGAAAAUCCGCAGCAAGCCACAGCUGGCGCGCUACCUGGGCGGCUCCAUGGACCUGAGCGCCUUCGACUUCCGCACUGGCAAGAUGCUCCUGAACAAGAUGAACAAGAGUCGCCAGCGCGUGCGCUACGACUCCUCCAACCAGGUCAAGGGAAAACCCGACCUGAACACAGCGCUGCCUGUGCGCCAGACGGCCUCCAUCUUCAAGCAACCGGUGACCAAGGUCACCAAUCACCCAAGCAACAAGGUCAAAAGUGACCCACAAAAGGCCGUGGACCAGCCUCGCCAGCUGUUCUGGGAGAAGAAACUGAGUGGCCUGAGCGCCUUUGACAUUGCUGAGGAAUUGGUCAGGACCAUGGAUUUGCCCAAGGGCCUUCAGGGGGUGGGCCCAGGCUGCACAGAUGAGACCCUGCUGUCAGCCAUUGCCAGUGCCCUGCACACCAGCACCCUGCCCAUCACUGGGCAGCUAUCAGCUGCUGUGGAAAAGAACCCAGGUGUGUGGCUGAACACCACACAACCACUGUGUAAGGCCUUCAUGGUGACCGACGAUGACAUCAGGAAGCAGGAGGAGCUGGUGCAGCAGGUACGCAAGCGCCUGGAGGAGGCGCUGAUGGCUGACAUGCUGGCCCACGUGGAGGAGCUGGCCCGAGAUGGGGAAGCGCCACUGGACAAGGCCUGUGCUGAUGAUGAUGAGGAGGACAAUGAGGAGGAGCCGGAGGCUGAGCCUGAUCGUGUCUAGCUCAGGUCAGGGUGGCAGGGUGCGUGCCAUGCCUGUGCUGCUGAAGAGCCUGGCCCCCAUUUCUAUUCAGGUGGCUUUCAGUGUCCCAUCCUGUCCUUUCCAGAUGCUCAGCCUCGCCUGGACCAGGUGGGGACCACUGGGAGGUCGGCCUCUGUCCUCCCCAAGGCCUCCUCCCAGCUCAGUGCCAGGAGCCCUGAGACACAGCCCACCUGCGGGCGCUGGACAUGCAUGCCCCUGCCCUGCCUGGCAGAGGCCAUAGAGGACUCAAGGCCACUGGCCCAACAUGGAGGCCAGUAGGGUCCUAUGGCUUCCUGGCUCCUCAUAGGAAGAGGCUCUGCCAGGCACCAAGGAGCCUUGAGCUCCAGCAGCUGAGGGAAGGUUCUAAACACACACGUGGCUGUCUCUACCCUGCCUGUGCUGCACUGAAGUGCCCUGCACACUGGAGCUAAGGGCUGAUAGCCACAGGAAGUCGUGCAUCAAUAAAGGGAUGGUGGGACCCUCUGCCGAUUCUGACUCCACCCUGUGAGCCAUGGCCCUGCUGCCUGGGCCCUGUAGAACCCAUGCCAAACCCAAGCUGUCGAGACCUUUGGGGACCCUCCUCCUUCACACCCCACGUGCCAGGGGUAGAGAUAACAGCUUCAGGGUGCAGCCAGUGCCUCUGCAGUUGGUGCCACAGCCUCCAUCCCCUGGGAGAGGGGUGGGAAGGCUCCAGAACGAUGAAGGCCUAGGUCAUUACCUGGGGACAAGGUAGCUCUCCAGCCCCAGACCUGAGUGGCCAACCCUGGCCACUUGACCCCUCCAAAGUACACUAACCUAUGACCAUGCAGUGAGGCCCUGACAAGAAGCCUGGGGUACCCCAGAACCCCCAUCAUUACCAUUCUAUCUCCCCUCCCAUAUGGGGUAUUUUAUGAGCUGCUGGACCCAGGACCUCUAGUGGGGUCCACAGGUCCCACCAUGAAGACAGCCCCCACCCCAAACACCAGGCUCAGGCAUUCACUAGACCAACAGGCCAGGUAACACGAUGCAGUGUCUGGUUAGGGACCCCUUUGCAGCCAAAAAUGGGUUCCAGGCCUGGGCUGUGAGUGCCCAGGAGAUGGGUCAGAUGUCAGUGAGAGGCCUUUAGGGUGAAACCUCAGUCAAAAGGGCAGCCAUGGCUUCUGGCCUCCCUUGGGCCCCACAGGUCCCUUGCAGUGGGGUUAAGAACACCCUAGCCAGGUGGCACUGACCAUAGAAUGUAAAUGGCUUUGACAGGAUAUGGGAUGGGUACCUCUGUUCAGCCAAGUCCUUCCACAAACCAGGUACCCAGCAUCUUCCACCCAUGUGCCCUGCUGUACCGAUCCCAGGAUGGAGCUGAUGUUUGACCAGAACACCUCAUUGUCCCCUCAGCAGUUAUGUCAGUCCUUCAGUAAGCCACCGUAACAGAAGACAUGAGGGGGCAGGGCACUUUUCUGGGCAGGGGUCCUUAGCUUUUGAGGGGGACUGGAGCCUAUUAAGCCAGGAUGCAAAAAUGCAUUCAAGUGACCUCCCGCUGCCUGGAAUAUUACUUGGCUAUGAACAAGAGCAUAUUCAUAACAUGGAGGGAUUCAAGACAUCACACUCAAGAGUCUCGCACACAAAAUCCAGUGUGGGGUUCUAUGAUAGGAGGUAGUAUCCAGAGCAGAGCAGCCCUUGAAAACAUUUCUACAUAAAUGUCUCAAAAGGA
Molecule: messenger RNA, 2757 nt
Organism: Nannospalax galili (Upper Galilee mountains blind mole rat)
Lineage: Eukaryota; Metazoa; Chordata; Mammalia; Rodentia; Spalacidae
Gene: Mbd3
Product: methyl-CpG binding domain protein 3
Exons: 6
Coding region: 276-1055 (259 amino acids)
Molecular function (GO): DNA binding
Source: RefSeq, a predicted model, not a curated record